UCCCACCUCCCGCGUCCCUUGUCCCCUCCCCGCGCAGGCCGGCCGGGGCAGGGAGAUGGCGCUCAGCCCCCCCGGGCGGGGCGGGCAGGCGACCGAGCCCCCGCGGCUGCCGCUCCACUCGCCCUGGACCUUCUGGCUGGACAAAAGAAAGUUCUCUCCUGCAUUGGCCUGUCUGUCCCUAUGUGCUGCCCCACACCGUGGGUCGCUCCCUGGGACGACGGCGGCUGAGUAUGCAUCACAUUUGAAGAAGAUUUACACGGCACGCACGGUACAGGAUUUCUGGAGUGUCUACAACAACAUUCCUCCUGUGACAAAUUUGCCUCUGAGAUGUAGUUACCAUUUAAUGCGGGGAGAAAGACGGCCGCUUUGGGAAGAGGAAAGCAAUGCCAAAGGAGGCAUAUGGAAAAUGAAGGUCCCUAAAGAAAGUACGGCUGCAGUUUGGAAAGAGCUACUGUUAGCAACUAUUGGAGAGCAGUUUACAGAUUGUUGUGCAGCAGGUGAUGAAGUAAUAGGGGUUAGUGUCAGCAUUCGUGACCGUGAAGAUGUUGUGCAAGUCUGGAAUGUGAAUGCCUCUUUAGCAAGUGAAGCAAAAGUUUUAGAAAAGAUACGUAAACUCCUGCCACACACAUCUUUUAAAGCGGUCUUUUAUAAAUCACACAGAGAGCAUCAUGCUUUUGAAGGCUGAUGUGAAAAACAUGAAGUGCACAGUCUGUGCCAAGCACGUGUGUCGGUGUUUGGUGUUUUGAGGUGGUCUGGAUGAGAAGGAUGGUGGAAGCUCUGCAGAAGCACCACACGCAGCUGGCCCUUUGAGUUUCUAGCAUUUCAAACUGGGCUAUUGCUACUGAAAAUGAGGAAAAACAGUUGCUCUGACCGCUAAAUGUGCAAUUCAUCGCUUCUAGUUUGGCUGGGUUUUUUAAUUCUUCAUAAUUUCUUUAAAAAGAUAUUUUGGCUAUUGUUUUUUCAAUCAGAUUAUAUUUGCUCCCAUUUCAUUAAGACAGCAGGCUUUCAUUUCUUCUGUACUGUAUUUAGUUAAAUGCAAAGAUGCACAAAUAUAAACAGUGUUAAUCUUUAAAUGUUUGUCUGUAUUAAUUAUUUGAGGUGUUAGUUUGCUUUAAUAUACAACCAAAGAUUGGUGUAGUUCCUUUUACCAGAAGAAGCUGCCAGGUAGAGAUGAACGUACACUCCACUGAGCAUUACUUCAUUGUUAAGAGGUUUUUGUUUGGCAACUGUUCAAGUUGCACUGAUUUCCACAUCUUUAAUAUAUUAAGAGGCAGCCAUUAAAAUAAAAUUUUAAAAUAAGAAUUGCACAUUUGAGUUUUUUUUUUUUUACAACUUUAUCUGUAUUUAUGAAUUAAAACCACACAGUUAAUGAGCAUUAUUAAUUAAACAAAUUUUAUGAAAUUCAAA
This is a messenger RNA of Falco peregrinus (peregrine falcon), 1407 nucleotides long. RefSeq names its product eukaryotic translation initiation factor 4E family member 3 (gene EIF4E3). The coding region runs from base 56 to 685 and encodes 209 amino acids. Gene Ontology annotation, cellular component: eukaryotic translation initiation factor 4F complex. The transcript is spliced from 8 exons. The record is from RefSeq and is a predicted model, not a curated record. Lineage: Eukaryota; Metazoa; Chordata; Aves; Falconiformes; Falconidae. Gene Ontology annotation, molecular function: translation initiation factor activity; RNA 7-methylguanosine cap binding. Gene Ontology annotation, biological process: translational initiation.